Notothenia coriiceps (black rockcod) is the source of this 3016-nucleotide messenger RNA. RefSeq names its product WASP homolog associated with actin, golgi membranes and microtubules (gene whamm). The transcript is spliced from 12 exons. The record is from RefSeq and is a predicted model, not a curated record. The coding region runs from base 503 to 3016 and encodes 837 amino acids. Gene Ontology annotation, cellular component: endoplasmic reticulum-Golgi intermediate compartment membrane; cytoplasm. NCBI's taxonomy places the organism in Eukaryota, Metazoa, Chordata, Actinopteri, Perciformes, Nototheniidae. Gene Ontology annotation, biological process: Arp2/3 complex-mediated actin nucleation; endoplasmic reticulum to Golgi vesicle-mediated transport. Gene Ontology annotation, molecular function: Arp2/3 complex binding.
AAGUUGGAUAUUUAUUGAAAAUAAGCUCACAACUAAUAAUAAACCUUAGUUUUGAUAAAACUUUAUACUCAUGUAACUUAAAACCAGUAUCAGUUUUCAUGUAUUGCUACUAAGGAGGUGGAAUUCCCCUAACAUGUGAUUCAAAGGUCGAAGUUGAAAACAUUGCUAGGGAUAUUAUGAUGCCUUCCCUGCUCCUCGUUAAUAACACAAUUUAUUCUUUCACUACCUUGGAAAAGAAAAAAAUAGCUAAUACUGAUGAUUUAACGUUAGAAAUCAAGCAACCCUGAACUUUUUAACAAUUCUAUGUAAUUUAUUUUAUUGAAAGUAGAUGGGGUAAAUAGUAUUUACCUAUAGUUUAAAUUUAAAAUGUUGUGCUCUAAUGAAACUGAUAGUUCCGGAUAUGUCAAAGGUCUUUGAAUGCGGCUUACGUCACACCAAUGGCGGACGUUGUAAACAGAGCCAGUAGCUUCUCUGGGGCCGAAGUGAAACAGCUGUUUUUAAGAUGAAUAACGUAGAAACUGAGCGUUUGGACAGUCUGGAUGGGUGGGUGGCGGUGAAAAGUAACAUAUUUGAAGAACAGGAGACGUUUAAGCUGGGCUUCAUCGUACAGUGGAGCGUCAUCGAGUGUAAGUUCGCCGUCACCUGCCACAACAGGACGCUACAGCGACAGAAGCGCAGAUCUGAGUGGGUCUCCGAGUCCGGGGACCCUCAGGUGAGUUGGGCCGGACUCUUCUCCGUCAGCGACAUCAAACACAUCCACCUGCAGUUCACAUGUGUGGCGGACAUCUUGGCACACUGCUUCCCGGACUUAUCAGAGUUUGAGCAAGGCAACAUUUGGGACCUUCUCUUCCUGAGUCGCAGCAGGUCAGGAGGUCGCGGGGAGGAUGAUGAUGAGGAGAGGGAUACAGACACGCCGUGCAGGAAACUGGAGAAAUACUUCAGCACUGCUAUUGACGUGUGCGGAAGAAAGAUAGUGCUCGACACGUUGUUCACGCAGGAUGAGCGUGAUGUUGAGGAGUACUUUGAAAAUCUGCUGGAGUUCAAGAGGAAGAGCAUGCAGGAGGAGAUGUCGAGGGCCAAGGGUCACGUGCGACAGCUCCUGCAGCGUCAUGGCAGUGCAGACCGAAUGGUGGCGCUGCUGCGUAUCUACGAGGAAGAGGACGAGGCGUACCAGGACCUGGUCACCGUGGCUACCACCUUCUUCCAGUACCUGCUGCAGCCUUUCAGGGAUAUGAGAGAGCUGGCCUGCCUCUACAAGAUGGAGAUCCUGAAGACUUUAGAGUUUGAGGACUUGGGUCCUAAGAGAAUUGAAGCUCUGGAGAAGGAGGCGGAGGAGUGGAGAACAAAAGCAGAAGACGCAGUCGCCUCGAUUCAGGACAUCACCGUCACCUACUUUGCACAGACUUCAAAAGCUCUGGCUGGUAUGUCAAAGCAGAUGGAGGAGGACAAGACCCGUUUUGGAGCGGCUGCCUGGGCAUCUGCAGCUCCCAGACUGGAGAAACUGCGCUUCCUCUUGGCCAAAGAAACCCUGCAGCAUAUGAGAGCUAAAGAGAUGUGCCUGAACCGCAAGAAAAACGGCAUCAGAGAAAUGCUGGGCAGCCUGUCUGGCAGAGUCCAGAGCCACAGAACUGAUCCCAGGUCUGAGGACGGGCAGGACGCAGUGGACCAGCUGGAGAUAAGAUUUUAUGAAACCCAACUCGAACUGUACGACACCAAGUUUGAGAUCCUGAAGAACGAGGAGCAGCUGCUGUUGGCUCAGAUAGACACGGUGCGGCGGCAGAUUAAAGAGCUGAAAGACGAGGUGGUGUACUAUGAUGUGUGUGAGGAUACAGAGGAGCUGCACAGCUUGUUCCACCCAGGUGUUCAACAGAAAGACCCCCCCGCUCUCACUCAGCUCAAACGACGGCUGCAGACCUUGGAGACCAAGAGAAGCGGCAUCUGUUCCAGGAGAGCUUACCUCCGAAACAAAAAGGAUCAGUGCAUGGAGGCCCAGGAGCAGAAGCAGCUUCCCGCCAAGCAGAGUUCAUUACUUUUCAACCAGCAUCAUCAUGUCCACAUGAAACGAGAGAAGAGGAAAGAGGAGGACCAGAAGAGGAAAGAGUGGGUGGACCAGGAGCGAGAGAAAACUCUGAGCAGAUUACGAUCCUUCAGAGAGACGCGACAUGGCCAGUACAUCAUGAAGACUCCUCAGUCCAGGAUGUCUCCCACCGAGGGGCCGUGUCCCUCCCAGCCUCUGUCCAUCAUCAGCUUGGGCCCCCCCGAGGGCCCCCCCCCUGUCCGGCCUGCACCCAGACGCAAUAAAACACCCAAGAAAAAGCAGCCUCAAGACAUCCCUGUCCAAAUCUUCGCUGCACCGCCACCUCCAGCAACUUCCCCCCCCACUGCACCUCCUCCUCCUCCACCACCACCUCCCCCUCCUCCACUUCCCCCCGCUUUCCUGCCUCCACUUGUCAAAGCUUCACCUUCCUCUGAAGACACACCGAUGCCUCUCAGUGAAAAAGAGGACCCUCCUUUUCAAGCCAAGAUCACACUCAAACAAAAUUUAGGUGAGGGGGAAACAAGUGUUAUGAACCUGUUAAAAAUACACUUUUUUUUUGACUUGAGUGGUAGACCACAACUCAACCCAGCUCACCGCCCCUUCCGGGAGACCUAUACUGCGACCAUUCAGGUUUGCACAUCAAGCCCACUUGACCCUUUGCAGACCUCCUCCGGGUUCCAGUCCUUCCCGGAGUUGAGUGUGAGCGCCGCCUUCGAAAAGCCACGUAGAGACGCUGCCUCCUGUCUCUCCUGCUCUCCUGGAUACCUUCUCUCAGACGGCAGAUGUGAGUCCAUGUGCGACGUCGGCCUGUUUCCUGUGAUGAAGAUGGUUCCUGCACAUGGAGAAGUACCAACGAGCGAAGAAAAUGAGCUGGAGCGCAGCAUCAAAGCCGCCAUGAUGAGGAUGAAGAAGGUUGCAGCCGACUCUGACUCUGACGACAGGGAAGACGAGACACAAAGCACUGACUGGGACAGCUGA